AUGCAGGCACAGGAUGGCCGGCAGUUGCAUGGACCCCUGACAAAGCUCGUCGCGGUGCUUGCUCAGGUGGGCUGGUGCAUCUUAGAGCCACCACAGGUCCUUGACCACGAAGGACUGCAACACAACUUUGUGCAGAUGCCUAUGCCUUUGCUGCGCAGACUUCUUGAGCAUGCCUGGCUCCAGUACACAGCGCGCUGUCAUGUCCACCGCAAGGCUAUGGCUGAUCUGCGGGGACUAGACCCGGCAUUGUUGCGGGCUGACACAAAGCGGAUGUCGGCCCUGGACGUGGCGAGGUACGCCUCAGUCCGCGCAGGCGCUUUCUUGUUUGGUCACCAACACUCACAGUUCGACCUGACUCAGACCGGUCUGUGUGAGCACUGCCAGGUGCCAGAUACCGUGGAACACCGCAUAUGCCAUUGCCCUCUCAAUCGGGAGUUGCGCGAUGGUUAUCAGUGGGCGGUUGAUCGAUGGGGCACUUUGCCUAAGUCGCUCACACAUCACCUACUGCCAGCAGCAAAUCCUUUCUUGCCGGCACUGCGCCGCUGCCUGCACCAGAUUGUUGAUACGACGGGGGUUUUCUUCUGUUCAGGGUUUGGGUUGGGUUGGCAACAGCUCUUCACUGACGGUGCCUGCACCCAACAUGUGCAUCCCGACUUCGCUUUGGCUGGCUGGGGGUUGGUCCACGCCCAGCACCACACCGCAGUGGCCUGCGGCAUGCUACCAGGUAUUCUACAGUCAGCCCCGCGUGCAGAAAUCACUGCGAUGACGUCUGCAGCACGCUGGGCCUUGCAAACCGGACUCCCAUGCAUGGUUUGGACGGACGCGCUCAACGUGGCCAAUGGCGUGGCUGCAGUGCAGUCAGGCGGCACCAUGAAUGAGGAUGAGGAUGCAGACUUGUGGUCGCCGCUGACCGGCCUCUUAUCUCAGCUGGAGCCCAGCCGGUUUUUGGUUCGGCACACGCCCUCCCACCUGGACACGCAACUCACCGAGGGACCGUUCGAGGACUGGCUUGCGGGCUACAACGGUCAUGCCGAUGUUCUUGCAGGCAUAGCCACCAGAAAUCGGCCCCAGCUUUUAGUUGAGGCCUUCGAAGCGGCGAGCUCCUACUAUCAGGAUACCCUGGAAUUGCUGCGGGCAUUUCGGUCCAUCUUCUUCGGCAUCGCUGACAAACGACAGACCGCCCGUGGACGCACGACAGCUGCGGAGGGGGAUACCUGGGAGCCACGAGUCCCGACUCCGUGUACGGUGCCGAGACGAUUGGAGAUCGAAGCGACCCUGCCGCUGAACUGGAGCCAAACGUUGGCAACAAUUCGGAGUGACUUCCCCGUGGACUUCGUUCGCUCUAUCUGCGAGUUCAUCUUUCAGCAGGAUGCUAGUGCUACGGAGGCAUACGAGCUGUCAUGGCUGGAGUUGGUUUUUGCCCUUCAUCUUGAGGACCGAGCACAGUACCCGGUAAGCGGUCCAGAUGGAAAGUGGUGUUCAGCAAGUUUGCUAGCUUUUCGCCCUCCUGCACCUACUGUGGCGGGUCGGCUUAGUAUUAUUCGAAAGGCCAUGCGGCCGGUGCUGCACGGCUUGAAUCUUCAGUCGUUGAUGGUUCAGGGUAUCGAUCGUUCUGAUUUCGGCAUCGGUUUUAGGCUGGAUGGCCUUGUGGUUGGGGUCGAUUCUGAGCUUUUCCUUCGGGCCCGUGCAAGCCUCGGCCGCUUUGUACAGGGCAGGAGUGUCGGCACAAAGGCCGCACUUGCCAGGCCGAUCUAG
Messenger RNA from Symbiodinium necroappetens, 1755 nucleotides. The record is from the annotation of a GenBank genome assembly. Lineage: Eukaryota; Dinophyceae; Suessiales; Symbiodiniaceae.